Cannabis sativa is the source of this 603-nucleotide messenger RNA. RefSeq lists its product as uncharacterized. The transcript has a single exon. Lineage: Eukaryota; Viridiplantae; Streptophyta; Magnoliopsida; Rosales; Cannabaceae. The record is from RefSeq and is a predicted model, not a curated record. The coding region runs from base 1 to 603 and encodes 200 amino acids.
AUGGCGAGAGGAGAAGGUGUUCAAACACGAAGCAAUCGAGAUCUUGAAAACAACUCAAAUGACUCGAAUUAUUUUUCUAUUCUGGGUGAGAAUUCCAGAUCUACGAAUGCAAAUGAUCUUUCUAAUCCUUAUUUUCUUUCUAAUUGUGACAAUCCAGGUGUUGUUUUGGUUCCAAAAAUUCUCACAGGAAGUAAGAACUAUAGCACCUGGAGAAGAUCGAUGAUGAUUGCCCUUGUUGCUCGAAACAAAGUUAAAUUUGUCAAUGGUAAACUUCCACAACCUGAUGAAGAUACUGAGAAUUAUGAUAGCUGGUGCAGAUGCAACAACACUGUGAUUUCUUGGAUACUUCAUGCUAUUUCUGGUGAAAUCGCAGGUAGCAUAAGGUAUCACGAUAAUGCAGCUGAGAUCUGGAAAGAAUUGCAUGAAAGGUUCAAUGAAAAUAAUGCUCCAAGGAUCUUUGAGGCUAAGAAAACCAUUCAAAGUCUUAAACAGGGAUCGAAUUUUGUUACUACAUACUUCACUCGACUCAAAUCUCUAUGGGAUCAGAUCAGGGAGUAUAGACCACAACCUGUUUGUAGUUGUGGUGCUAUGAAAACUAUUUAG